GACACUUUUGGAUCUAGUUGCCCACCUCCGUUGAAAACAUUGUAAUUAUUUGGAACUCGCGUAGUGCUUAUUUAGGAACGAUCACGUCUUCGGCUAUUGAACCGCGUUAUGGGGAUAGGUUUUUUUUGGCCACUAGUGAAUUUUGACCCUUCCCAGGAUCUGUAGUACACAGCCAACCAACCAACCAGUCAGCUUUCCCUGCUUGCUGUACUUUAACGGAAAACAACGGACACAAGAAGAGAAAACAACCGCAUUGAACAGGGCACGUCCUACCGGUAGGAGGCCACGCGGAAGACCCAGGACUCGUUGGGAAGACUGUGUCUCCCGGCUGGCCUGGGAACGCCUCGGGAUCCCCCGGGAAGAGCUAGACGUAGUGGCUGGGGAGAGGGAAGUCUGAGCUUCCCUGCUUAGGCUGCUGCCCCCGCGACCCGACCUCUGAUAAGCGGAGGAUGAUGAAUGGAUGGAUGGAUGGAUGGAUGGAUGCAGACAUACUGAGAAUGCUACUGGCAGUCACAAUGGCGGCAGCACAAUUUUCGAGCAGGAUGUCGGCCAGAGGGGGAAAAAAGAGGGCCACCAAGCUGUCUCGCUCUGCCCGGGCGGGGGUCAUCUUCCCUGUGGGCAGAAUGAUGAGGUAUCUGCGCACAGGCACACACAAGUAUCGCAUUGGCAUGGGGGCACCCGUCUACAUGGCAGCAGUCAUCGAAUACUUGGCAGCUGAGAUCUUGGAGUUGGCAGGGAACGCUGCACGAGACAACAAGAAAGGCAGAAUAACUCCCAGACAUAUUAAGCUUGCUGUGGCCAAUGAUGAGGAACUCAACCAGCUUCUUCGGGGUGUGACUAUAUCAAACGGAGGAGUUCUGCCUCACAUCCACCCAGAGCUGCUGUCUAAGAAGCGGGGAAGCCGUGCUAAAGUGGACAACCAGUCGUCAGUCCCGGAGAAGCAGGAACUACGCUCUAAGAGCACCAAACCCGUCAAAUCUGCCAAAAAGGUCAAAGGAAAACGAGGGCGAAAGCCAAAGAGCACAGACAAUGACAAAGAAUCUGUACCAAACUCCACAGUCGACGAUGGUCCGGGGGAUGGGUUCACCAUCCUCUCAGCAAAGAGCCUGUUCCUCGGUCAAAAGCUUUCCCUCACAGUGACUGAAAUUGGCAAAAUCGGAACAAUUAAGGUGGAGGCCAUAAUCAACCCAACCAAUGCAGAGGUGGACCUGAAAGAUGGUGUUGGCAAUGCUCUGGAGAAGGCUGGAGGCCAAGAGUUCGUGGAGGGAGUUAAGGAGCUACGAAAAGCCCAGGGACUUUUGGAUGUGGCAUCAGUGGCUGUAAGCCCAGCCAGCGGAAUGACGGCCCGCUUCAUCAUCCACUGUAACGUUCCUCAGUGGGGGUCAGAAAAGUGUGAGGAGCAGUUGGAAACGUCCGUGAAGAACUGUCUCUCUGCUGCGGAAGAGAAGAAGCUAAAGUCCCUGGCUUUUCCGUCACUCCCUGCUGGACGGAAUAGAUUCCCAAAGCCAACAGCUGCCCAGCUUAUCCUCAAGGCCAUCUCCAACCACUUUGUGUCCUCCACCAGCUCUUCUUUGAAAAACAUUUACUUUGUUGUGUUUGACAGUGAGAGCAUCGGAACAUACGUCCAGGAAAUGGCCAAGUUAGAUGCCAAGUGAGGAUUCUUAGUUGCUUUCCACAGAUGGCAUCAACCGUUGGUAACAGUUAAGGGUCUGUCUGAUGUAGCUUUUAGUGAUAUUAAUAGGUAGAAAUACAGGUGCUGGUCAUUUUAUUAGAAUAUCAUGAAAAAGUUGAUUUAUUUCAUUAUUCCAUUUAGAAAGUCAAACUUGUAGAAUGUAUACAUUCAUUCCAAACAGACUGAUACAUUUCAAGGGGUUUUUGCCAAAAAGGAGAUGAUUAUAGCUGACAACCAGUGAAAACCCUAAAUUCAACAUCUCAGAAAAUUAGAAUAUGGUGAAAAGGUCAGAUAUUGAAGACACUUGGUGCCACACUCUAAUUAGCUAACUAACUCAAAACACCUGGAAAAGCCUUUAAAUGGUCUCUCGUUCUGGUUCUGUAUGACACACAAUCAUGGGGAAGACUGCUGACUUCACAACCGUCCAAAAGAUGACCAUUGAUACUUUAAAGAAAGAGGGCAAUACACAAAAGGUAAUUGCCAAAGAGGUUGGAUGUUCCCAGAGCUGUGUGUCCAAGCACAUUAAUAGACAGCCGAAGGGAAGACAAAGAUGUGGUAGAAAAAAGUGUACAAGCAAGAGGGAUAACCGCGCCCUGGAGAGGAUUGUCAAACAAAACCGAUUCAAAAAUCUGGGGGAGAUCCACAAAGAGUGGACUGCAGCUGGAGUCAGUGUUUCAAGAACCACCACGCACCGACGUAUGCAAAAUAUGGGCUUCAGCUGUCGCAUUCCUUGUGUAAAGCCACUCUUGAAUAAGAGACAACGUCAAAAGCGUCUCGCCUGGGCUCAAGACAAAAAGGACUGGACUGCUGCUGUGUGGUCCAAAGUUGUGUUUUCAGAUGAAAGUAAAUGUUGUAUCUCCUUUGGAAAUCAAGGUCCCAGAGUCUUGAGGAAGACAGGAAAGGCACAGAAUCCACGUUGCCUGAAGUCCAGUGUCAAAUUUCCAAAAUCGGUAAUGGUCUGGGGUGCCAUGUCAUCUGCAGGUGUUGGUCCACUGUGUUUCCUGAGGUCUAAGGUCAAUGCAGCAGUCUACCAGAAAGUUUUAGAACACUUUAUGCUGCCUGCCCUGGCCAAUUUUAUGGAGGUGAAGAUUUCAUUUUCCAACAUGACUUGGCACCUGCACACAGUGCCAAAUCUACCAGUACCUGGUUUAAGGACCAUGGUAUCCCUGUUCUUGAUUGGCCUGCAAACUCACCUGACCUUAACCCCAUAGAAAACCUAUGGGGUAUUGUGAAGCAGAAGAUGCGAGAUGCCAGACCCAACAAUGCUGAAGAGCUGAAGGCCACUAUUAAAGCAACCUGGGCUCUCAUAACACCUGAGGAGUGCAACAGACUGGUCGACUCCAUGCCAUGCCGUAUUGCUGCAGCAAUUCAGGCAAAAGGAGCUGCAACUAGUAUUGAUUGCCGUACAUGCUGAAACUUUCCAUGUUUAUACUUUUCAGUUGGCCCACAUUUCUAAAAAUAUUUUUUGGUACUAGUCGUAACUAAUAUUCUAAUUUUCUGAGAUACUGAAUUUGGGAUUUUCAGUAAUUGUCAGUACUAAUCAUCAACAUUUAAAGAAAUAAACAUUUCAAAUAUAUGACUAUGUGUGUAAUGAAUUGAUAUAACAUGUAAGUUUCACGUUCUGAAUAUAAUUACUGAAAUAAAUCAACUUUUUCAUGAAAUUCUAAUAAUAUGAACAGCACCUGUAAUGUAUGUUAAGGACAUCCUCAGUUAUCUUUCAGUUGUCAAAAAGUGUCAGGACAAAGAUUGCUUUGUUGUCGUUUCAUAUUACAGUUUUAUCAACUGCCUGAUAAUUGAGGAUAUCAUGACAUGUACAUCGUGCUGUUGAUAUUUUUGUGGUUGUCCAUUGAAAACAUUGCAAUCUCUUUGAGAUAAGAUAUUUUUAUGAAUCCUUUUCUGUUUGUUGCUUUGUGCUCAGUGUUUCCCCUCGAUUUACAGCUUUAGAGUGGCGAGUGGUCAUCAUCGACACCAAACACGAACACAAUUCUAAUGCCAUUUCUCCUCCACACUUUUAUAGAUAGGGUGUGUCUGUGGGGUGGAUUUUGCUGACAAAAGAGUAGAGGAUUUAAGCUUCCAUUACAUUUCACAAUAUUAACCAAUACGAAGAUGAUCCACAAAGUCAACAACAUGACAUGUAAUUUAAUUUGUGCAAUAGUUCCUCCGCAGUCACAUUUCCAGAUUUAUAAUAGAUAGGCAAUACUUGUAAUUAAUAAUACAGAUAAAUACAAUAAUAUUAGAAAUACAAAGAUAAUCCACAAUGUCCACAUAAAGUAAUGUAAUUUAAUGUAGUCACUCCUCCAGUCACAUUUCAAACUUUCACUGUAGAAUGAUAGUACAUGUAAUAUAUAAUACAAAUAAAAACAAUACUCAUGAAUAAAAAGUUAUUCUGCGAAAUCAACAUAAAGACAAUCUAAUUAAUGCGAUCGAUCCCCCACACUUACAUUUCACGAAUUAUCGUAAUAGAAAGACAAUACAUCUUAAAUAGACUACAAAUAAAUACAAUAUUAACAUUACAUAGAAAGAUAAUUCACAAAGUAGUCAACAUAAAUACAUGUAAUUUAAUUAAUGCAGUUUCUCCUAUGCUGUCAUUUUUCAAAAAAACGUCAUAAUAGAAAGCAGUAAAGAGACAAAAUGCAAUACGAAUACAAAUGCAAAGCCAAAUAAUACACAAGGUCAACAUGAAGCCAGGUAAUUUAUUUCAUGCAAUUUCUCCUCCACACACCAUAAAGAAAACUGAUGAGAAAUUGUAAUCAUAACCACGUAGAAAAACAAAUGAAAAGUAAUCCAUCAACUGCUAUAAUAGUUAAUUUAUUAUACAGACUAGGGGCCUCAUGUAUUAAGUAAGACUUGGGCGGAUUUCUUUGAAAAAAUGACAGGUCAUCACAGGGAUUAAUAUUGGGAUUAUUACAUAAAGAAAUGUACUCACCAAGAAUCCACCAAUCGCGCACAUUGCCAAUAUUCUGUUCCCAACCAUGUUGUCGACUAGAAUUUAAGAAACAUGCAGUAAACCAGGCCACAUAGCUGCAAUUUUGCUUCGUUAUACUUGCGUAUAACAUAUGAUCUGUACAUUGAUCGAAUGAAAAUGUUUCCCUUCGACAUUGACAUAUUUAUCAUAUGGUGGUGUUUUUAUAGUGCCUAUAAGUGUGUGCAGUCAAUACCUCCGAUUACAUUAAGAAAACCGGGCGUUGCUGCAAAUUGUGAUUUAAUGUUUUCAUGAAUUCGAUAUACCUGGCUAACAUGCCGAUAAUUCCGUCCCACACGCUGACAUGGCUCGAUUGAGGCUCGCCUGGCACAUUCACGAUCGGCUGGCCGAGCUCCCUUAGGAAUACCCCGGUUGCGAGGAACCCCAUUGUGGUCAUAGCAUUACUAACAAUAUAUUCUAAUACAGCAAAAUAAGCCAUUGUUUUAGUGUGUUUUUUGCACCACGUUGCCUAUGCUUUUAUAUUGGUUUGUGUAAUUGCAUACACCAUAGUUAAUUGCUCUGAUGUGCACAUCAAUCAUUCUGAGUAGUAUUUAUUUAAACACCUCUGAGUGUCGCCAAAAUAUCCACCGCAUGUUGAAAUAUGCUUGCGACAGCCAUUAAAUUGGCUUGAGGCACCGCACAUUUCCAUGUUCAGUUCACUCUUGAUGCAUCUCAACUUUGCCGUGAAAACGUGCGUAUGCGUGGUUAUAAUAAAUAUAUGAGGCCCUUGGACUUAUAUUUAAGAAAUGUAGAUAUUGAUUACUAUUGUAAGUUUUGACAGGGUGCUUCUCUUUUGACCCGUGCAGCUUUUAUAGACUUUACCUGACUGGUUUAUCAGAUAAGGAAAAUGCACUGACCAAUUGAAUUAUAGUUGAGUCAAACUAAUUGAUGCUACUCAGCCAAUCAAAUAUGUGAAUUGCAGCCGCUAAAUAUUGCGAAACUAAAUACAGAGACAGACGAAUGGGGAGAUAAGUGAAGUGAGUGACGGGAGAGAAGAAAACAUACAGAGGAGGAGGACAGGGGGACGAGUAAUACGAAGUGAGAGAUACAAGGAAAAUACGAGCAAGACAAAGUGACAAAGACGCGGAAGAAUGAGCUUUCCAGAGUAAAAUACGAUAUUCAGGAAAAGACGAGAGGUAUGGAGUAAGAGAUAUGAGAAAAGACGUGGGGAUUGGUUGACAAAGUAAAAAUAAAUAGAGAUAGUGUACUCUCAGAAGAGGAAAGUCGACUGAAAAUUAAGCUUUUAACCCAGAAAGGAAAAUCAAAUUAAUGUUAUUCUUUCCCCUGGAAGCACAAAAUCAGUUUUUCUCGUUUGUUUUUGGACGUGUCUAAGUGAAACUAAGAGACAAAAGACUUUAAGCCAACAUACACAAAAGUCUGAAGUGAAGUAAUUGAAAAUAAACAAUAACAAUCCCGCAGAACCCUGCUGCCAAAUGUUAAACUAAACGCUUCUACUUAAUCCUCAGAAUACUCCAGUCGAGGCUUAAAAUCCUGGCAGUACAUACUAAAUAUGUUUUUAUUGCAACUACAUAUUACAUUGCAAUGUGUUAAUAUGGACAUUUCCUUCAACUUGAAUUUUAGUAGAAUACCCUGCUCUAUAUACUAUUAUCAACAGCUCAUGUUAUUCUAUUCUGUGUUAUAUGAGUUUUAUGUUGCACGAUUGCACCAAGUAAAAUUCCUAGUUUGUUAACCCGUUCUCAAACAAUGGCAAUUAAAACUAUUCUGAUUCUGAUCAGGAAUAAUUGAUUGAUUUAAUUUGUUGAAUAAUAUUGCCCAAAAAGUCAAUGAAUUGAGAAUUAUUUGAUAAUUACUGCCAAAAUAAUUACUUAUAUAUGUAGAUUUAAAAGAUAUAUAACGUUUAAAGUGGAAAAAAAGAGAAGAAAAAUGUUUUAGCCUCUUUAUAUUUUGUAUUUAACUUUUUGGAGUAGUAAAAUUGUUUGCGUUUUCCAAAAAAAGUUACAUCUUUGGCAUAUAUUGGUUUUAACAUGUUUAAUAAACAAAGAGGUGAAGGCCAUGUAAUUUUAAUGUAUGAAAAAGAAAAAACAUGCAGUGGUAUGUAUGAAUUCAAUAAUAUAUGGUUAUUUUUAGUUAGUUUGUUAAAACAACAAUGUAUAAACCUGUUCUAUAUGACAGGUACUUACCGUAUGUUGAAUUCACUUGACCUUCCUCGAAGGGAUCCAUCCAUUUCUACCGCUUGUCCCUUUUGGAAUGCCUAAUAUAAUUAUAGGGGAAACACUGUUGCUUGUUUGGCUGUUUUUACAUUCCAUGUACACAUAUAAGUUAUUUUCUUGGCUUCUGUAGUUUCUGGUACUCUAAAAACAAAGAUUAUGGUUGUCAUUCUGCUUUGAAAUAAAAGGUUUUGCAUCAUU
Nerophis ophidion (straightnose pipefish) is the source of this 7003-nucleotide messenger RNA. Its product is annotated as core histone macro-H2A.2. The record is from RefSeq and is a predicted model, not a curated record. Gene Ontology annotation, molecular function: DNA binding; structural constituent of chromatin; protein heterodimerization activity. Lineage: Eukaryota; Metazoa; Chordata; Actinopteri; Syngnathiformes; Syngnathidae. The coding region runs from base 450 to 1655 and encodes 401 amino acids. Gene Ontology annotation, cellular component: nucleosome. The transcript is spliced from 10 exons.